Molecule: messenger RNA, 2711 nt
Organism: Phalacrocorax carbo (great cormorant)
Lineage: Eukaryota; Metazoa; Chordata; Aves; Suliformes; Phalacrocoracidae
Source: RefSeq, a predicted model, not a curated record
UGGAGGCUGCGCUACGGUGGCCGGGCGUGGACAAGGCGCGGGGGAGGCGAAGCCAGGCGGUGCGCGGCGGGAGCGGCUGGGAAGAUGCUGGAGGCGGCGGCGGCGGAGCCGGAGCUGGACCCUGAGGACUUGGUGCAUUUCUCGGUGGGCGAUUUGCCCAGCCGGGGGUACGGCGUGAUGGGCGAGAUCCGGCGGCAGGGCAAACUCUGCGACGUGACCCUCAAGGUAGGGGACCAUAAAUUCAGCGCUCACCGGAUCGUGCUGGCAGCGUCUAUCCCCUACUUCCAUGCCAUGUUCACCAACGACAUGAUGGAGUGCAAGCAGGAUGAGAUUGUCAUGCAGGGGAUGGAUCCCAGUGCACUUGAGGCUCUGAUCAACUUUGCCUACAAUGGUCACCUGGCAAUAGAUCAGCAGAACGUCCAGUCUCUGCUGAUGGGGGCAAGCUUCCUUCAGCUGCAGAACAUCAAAGACGCUUGCUGCACUUUCCUCAGAGAGAGGCUUCACCCUAAGAACUGUCUGGGAGUGCGGCAGUUUGCAGAGACGAUGAUGUGUGCGGUGCUCUACGAUGCUGCCAACAGCUUCAUUCAUCAGCACUUUGUGGAGGUAUCCAUGUCCGAAGAGUUCCUGGCACUGCCUUUUGAAGACGUCCUGGAGCUCGUUUCCAGGGAUGAGCUCAAUGUGAAGUCUGAAGAGCAGGUGUUUGAAGCUGCAUUAGCCUGGAUACGGUAUGACCGAGACCAGCGGGAGUCGUUCCUACCCGAGCUGCUGUCCAAAAUCCGCCUACCCCUUUGUCGACCUCAGUUUCUCACUGACCGUGUGCAGCAAGAUGACCUGGUCCGCUGCUGCCACAAAUGCAGGGAUCUGGUUGAUGAGGCAAAAGACUAUCACCUCAUGCCAGAGCGCCGGCCGCACCUCCCAGCGUUCAAGACCCGUCCUCGGUGCUGUACUUCGAUCGCAGGAUUGAUUUACGCCGUUGGAGGACUUAACUCAGCAGCAAAUUUUUAUGCAGGUGACUCGCUGAAUGUGGUGGAAGUCUUUGAUCCCAUUGCCAACCGCUGGGAGAAGUGCCAGCCGAUGACGACGGCCCGGAGCCGAGUCGGGGUAGCGGUGGUGAACGGACUGCUCUAUGCCAUCGGCGGCUACGACGGUCAGCUAAGGCUGAGCACUGUGGAGGUUUACAACCCGGAGAUGGAUUCCUGGUCCAAAGUAGAAAGUAUGAACAGCAAGCGAAGUGCCAUGGGAACAGUGGUGCUGGACGGCCAGAUCUACGUAUGUGGCGGAUACGAUGGAAACUCAUCCCUCAACUCCGUGGAGUCCUAUUCUCCAGAAACAAACAAGUGGACAGUGGUGACCCCCAUGAGUUCCAACCGCAGCGCCGCUGGGGUCACUGUCUUCGAGGGCCGGAUCUAUGUAUCGGGAGGGCACGACGGCCUGCAGAUCUUCAACAGCGUGGAGUACUACAACCAUCACACGGCCACCUGGCACCCGGUCGCCAGCAUGCUCAACAAGCGCUGCCGCCACGGAGCCGCCUCCCUGGGCAGCAAGAUGUUCGUCUGCGGAGGCUACGACGGCUCGGGUUUCCUCAGCAUCGCCGAAGUCUACAGCUCCAUGGCGGAUCAGUGGUACCUGAUCGUCCCUAUGAACACCCGGCGGAGCCGCGUCUCCCUCGUUGCGAACUGUGGCCGCCUCUACGCAGUGGGGGGUUACGACGGACAGUCCAACCUCAGCUCGGUGGAGAUGUACGACCCCGAGACAAACCGCUGGACGUUCAUGGCCCCGAUGGUGUGCCACGAGGGAGGGGUUGGCGUGGGCUGCAUACCCCUCCUGACCAUCUGAGAAGAAAGCUUUGGGGGUUGGGGGGGGGUCUGUCUUUUCAGUGACAAUCGGGGGAGAGGUUCAAGGAAGGUUUUGUGAUGUGAUAUACGCAGAGGAGCGUUUCCAGGUGCUCAAGUGUCAUUCACAAACACACGCACACACACAAAAGAUAAAAAAAAAAAAAACACUUAACAAAAUCCCUACCCUUGGCUUUUUGGGCUGAGGCUCCUGAAAAAUCCAACGUUUUGAAACACGGUGCAAGCGAGGACCUGCCCGCUUCCCUCGGCCACCCGUUAGCCCUUCCUCGGCGCUGCGGCUGAGCCAACCCUCUGGCCGGUGGUUUUCCAGGCGCCCCUGCGGUCUGCUUUCGGCUGCGCCUUCGGGAAGCGCUGCCGCAGGCUGCAGGAAGGGGGCAGGCUUCGUUGCGACAUAAAAACGGCCUCUUUAAUGACUUUGAAAAUACGUCGGCGCCUUCUGUCCGCAGCAAAGCCACCGCGGUGCCCCGAGGGGUCGGCCAGCGGCAGUGUUGGGGUGUCGUGGCGGCUCGCCGCCGGGCGUGGGUGGCGCCCACCUGGCUUAUUGAACCAGAAAAAACCCGCCGCCGUCGGUUCCCGGGUCACAUCCAGGCUCUGCAUUUUAAGGUGCUGCUUAGCCCAGGCGUCGCUGGCUGCGCUUUCUUCAGCUCGAUGGGGAAAACGUCUCCACAAGAGCCGCACGAUGGAGAAAGUAGGAAGAGGAAAACCUGUCGGUUAAACCAUCGUAUCGUUUUAGGAAGCUUUGGAGGAGAAGCUGAAUGUAAACGACACUAAGCAACAGUCUUAGGAUUUCAAAACGGGAAAUAGGCCAAGGCGUUCGUUGGAAAGAUGUCCCUUAAAUUAAACAUUGACGUGUUUUUU